AUGUCGUUCCAAUUCGUCAACGUAACACCAGGUCAAACCGAACAUGACGACGAGACGCGCCGAAAGAUCCGGAGCCAGGCCAUGCGCGACUUCAGAAGACGACAGCGUUUCGAAGAAUCGACGCCCGAAAGCACAGAAGGCUCACCUUCAGAGGCUUCGAGUCCUCCGCAAUCGUCUGCAGGCGGGUCCAGACAAGAGUCCAGGAAACGCAAAGGCAGCACUCAAUCUCUCCCAACGGACCUGGAGGUACAUCGACGAACCAGUAGUAGCUUGUCCCGAGACGAGUUGCCGACGAUUCAUGAUGAAGAGGGCGUCAAGCAGAGGCGUCCCAGUCCAAAAACUUCGAUUAGCGAUGAGCAGGCGAAGCUGAGUCGUAAUAUCAGACAACGGGCCAGUACCAGAGCACAGCCGGGAGUCUUUGGCACGUUUACGGUCAACUUACCUCGACGCCAGAGGCCACGUCGACCGACCUUCGACGAUAUCAACCCACUCGAUACUCCUGGUCAACUGGAGCAUCUGCUGAGCAUAUGUCAGCGGUACAACCAUUGGCUUGGUGCGCAAUGGCCUUCACAGCCUGAGCUUGACCUGCCCGGCGAUCCGUCAAACGAUACCACGUCGCAGAUGCUGUUGUUUGCUCUAUGUCUGAAGUCGAUCGGAUACCUGGACGCUCUGGAGCCUGGUCAAACCCGGGCGGAUACCGACCUCCUCAAGACCAAAGUUCUCGCGCUCAUCAACAGACGGCUGAAGAGCCCCACCGAGGCACUCGAAGAUAGGACGAUCGGAGCGCUGGCUUGCCUGACCAGCUAUGAAAUCUCUCGUGGCUCGAGGGAGGCUACCAUGCACCUUCACGGUCUCUGCCAGAUCAUCAGGCUCCGGGGAGGAACAGUCAGAAUCGGAGACAACGGCGGUUUGGCCAUGUUUCUCCAGAUGCUUGAUCUCGUCCAUGCGGUUUUUUUCAGUGAAGCGCCUCUGUACACGGCCGGGGACACCUCGCAGCCCAGCUCACUGCAAGACACGCCGCAGCUACAGCCGGAUCAAGACAUGCUGGAUGAGAUCAGUGAUUUGAUCAUGAGCAUACCUGAGAGAGUCGGCCCGGACGAUCCACCGGAAGAUUUGGCAUUGCAGCCUUCCAUCACGCCGUCUACUUUGGAGAUGGAGGUCCAAGGCUGGUAUCAGUUCUUGAAGCAGCCAGAGCCCACAGUGGCUGUAAAGUACGACGGCGCCCUUGCAUAUGCCUGCAAGUUGGCGGCUGGAUUGCAUCUUGCGGCUUACAGUCCUCUUGCCGCAAACUCUGCGAGGCUGCAGUUGCAGGCUGUGGAGUUGUUCAGCGUAAUGUCCAGACUGCCGGACGAUGCUUGGGAAGCUUGUCAUACGCUGCACCUGCGAAUUCUCCUCACAGCCUUCGCCACUGCUCCCUCUUCGGCCUCGAAAUCCUGGUACGUUGCACACUUGACGCGCUGCUUGUACCAAACGGAGCAGCACAACUGGAGUCUUGUCAAAGACUUGAUGCUCCGCUUCAUCGCCAUGCAGUCCAUGGCGAGACAGCCGCGACGCCAGAGCGUAAGGGCGCUCGCGAACGAUGUCGAAGUGGUGGUCGACCCGGCCGAAGCAGACGAAAUGGAUCUCAGCGUUCAGUCGGCAGCGAUAGAUCCAUCGUUGGGGAGCAUGAGGAGCGGUCUAGACCCGCGCCGGUAG
Saxophila tyrrhenica is the source of this 1695-nucleotide messenger RNA. RefSeq lists its product as uncharacterized. Lineage: Eukaryota; Fungi; Ascomycota; Dothideomycetes; Mycosphaerellales; Extremaceae. The transcript is spliced from 3 exons. The coding region runs from base 1 to 1695 and encodes 564 amino acids. The record is from RefSeq and is a predicted model, not a curated record.